AUGGUCUCGUUUAUCCUGUUCGACAUCUCACGGUCUCCUGCAGGAGCUAAUGGCUACCUUGCAGUAUGGAUUCUCCGCACUCUGCUGGAGCAAGGCUACUUGGUCAAGGGUGCGGUUCGCAGCGCGUCAAAGGGCGAGUAUCUCAGGAAGCUCUUCGUUGAGUACGGCGAAGCCUUCUCCUAUGUUGUCGUCGAGGACAUGGCCAAGAAUGGUGCUUUCGACGUACAUGUACGUGAUGUGCAAGCAAUUCUCCAUACAGCGGCGCGUGCCACAUCCUACGCGAAAAGCCUUGUCGAACUGACAUCCACCAACGUCAACGGCACGAUUGGGCUGCUCAACAGUGCCCUAACGCAUGGACCGAAUAUCCGACGGUUCGUGUACACUUCCUCUACGGGAACGAUCAUGGAAGAGCCUGGCAAGACACUCACAGAGGAGACUAUGAAAUGGAAGGAGCAUAUUGUGGAAGAGGCGAGGAACAACCCCAACCCACCGGGCAUUUAUUAUUAUCUUGCUAGCAAGGUGCUCGCUGAACAAGCGGCAUGGGCGUGGGCGGAGGAGCACAAGGCAGAGAUAAAGUUCGAUUUCGUCAGCUUGAUCGUUCCCUGGGUUAUCGGCCCACAGAUCCAAGAAAUCCGCUCGCGCGCCGAUCUCACUGAAGCGAUCUCUAUCCUUCAAUCCGGGUUGGACAACGAAUGGUCCGCCGAGGAACGUUACAGUCAUUUCGCCAACUGGGCGGACGUGCGCGGCAUUGCUCUUGCCCAUGUGCGUGCGAUGGAGAGGGAGCCAGCUGGGGGACAGCGGUUCCUCAUAUCCGCUGGGGCGUUCUGCUUGCAGGAUAUAUAUGACGUCCUGCACAGUGUAGAGAACUCGCCGCUGAAGGACGUGCCGUUUGGGGAUCCUGCCAGGAAAAGAAAACCGCUUUGCCAACAUGAUUCGAGCAAGGCGCAGGGAAUAUUAGGCAUCACUUUCCGACCACUCGGGCCCAGCUUGACCGAGGCACUAGCGGAUCACCAGGCAAAGCUGAACGAAUUCCCUGCAUAG
Molecule: messenger RNA, 1041 nt
Organism: Dacryopinax primogenitus
Lineage: Eukaryota; Fungi; Basidiomycota; Dacrymycetes; Dacrymycetales; Dacrymycetaceae
Product: NADP-binding protein
Exons: 3
Coding region: 1-1041 (346 amino acids)
Molecular function (GO): oxidoreductase activity, acting on the CH-OH group of donors, NAD or NADP as acceptor
Source: RefSeq, a predicted model, not a curated record